AUGCGGGUCCUUGCCCUGCUCCCGCUCAUCCUCCUGGCCCUGCUGCCCCCAGCCAGUGCUACCAACCCAGGCCAGCCGUGCUCGUUGGAGAUGAACAAGGUCAAGGACCUCCUGGAGGCGAACUGCUCAGGGCAGGCUCUCAGCGCGGUGCCCCCAGACCUGCCCGCUGACACGGGCAUCCUGCUGCUCAACGCCAACCGCAACGCGCUGGGGGCCCUGCCUGCGCUGCAGGGCCUGCCCAAGCUCACCCGCCUGGCCGUGGCCCACAACAGCCUGGACACGCUGGCCCCAGGGGCUUUCCGUGCUGUGCCAGGGCUGCAGGACCUGGACCUGCGAGGGAACCGGCUGCGGACGCUGCCCCAGGAGGCAUUUGCAGGGCUGGAGGCACUCAAGGACUUGGACCUCUCGGACAACCUCCUGGAGGAGCUCCCCAAGGAGCUGCUGCAGGAUCUGGGAAAGCUGGAGACCUUCUGGCUCUCGGGGAACCGCCUGCGGACCCUGCCUACCGGCUUCUUCCCUGAGGGGCACUUCUUCGCAUACGUCUUCCUCACUGAGAACCCCUGGCACUGCGACUGCGACCUGCUCUACCUGCGGAAGUGGAUCCUGCAGAACAGCGACAGUGUCUAUCAGCCGGAGCGGGGCCUGGAGAAGACAAAGGUGGAGGUCGCCCCUGAGAAGGUGGUGUGCCACAGCCCCCCUGAGCAUUUGCUGAGGCCCAUCAUCAACUUCAAGCCCAACUGUGGCAAUGUGGGGGACGCGGAUGAGGAGGAAGAGGAUGAAUACGGUGACGGGGAAGAAACAAUGGCAAAAGCUCCCAUGGCCACCUUCUCUCCACAUCUGUCCAUCCCCAAAGAGCACACUGCCACGCCCAGUGCUGUUACCUGGCCUCCCCUCACCACCCCUUGUAGCUCCACUCUUGCCCCAAGCACUUCGCUCGCAACGCCUGCAAGCACCAGCGCUCCCACCAGCAGCAGCCCUGCGUUAGCCUGUCCCACCAUCAGACCCACUGCCGUUGUCACUGUGGCUCCCGACAGCACCCCGCACAGACACACCACCCUCGUCUCCACCACCUCACCGCCAACCGCUACGAGUACCAGACCUCCCACCACCAGCAGCCAUCCGCAAACCACCCUUGCCACCAGCACUACCAACACCCAUUCCACUCUCCAGGUGUCCACUGGUGUGUUUUCCACCGCCUCCACGGCAGUGCCUUCUACUGCCAUGCUCGAGGCCUCUUCCAUUGCCAGCUCUUCAUCUCCUCCUCCAACGACGACCACACCGAUUGUCUCCACCACCAUGCUUUCCACUGGUGCCCCAACGCCGCCAGCUCCCCUGGACACCACACGCUUCACCCAGCCUGCGCCUUCCCCUCCACCGGCACCUCUCCCCCACUGCCCCUGCUCCCCCUCAGAGAUGGUCGUACCCAUGCUGCGCUCGCGGGCAGGUGGGGAGGGUCCUCAGUGGGGGCAGUGGGUGCUGAGGCAUUGCUGCCUGUUGCACUGGGUGCUCUACCUGGCCUCUUUGGUUCUGCUGGUCCUGGCCACACUCGCUCUAGCAGGCUGGCUGGUGUGGAUGUGUCUGGUGGGACGGCCCUCCUGGCGCAAGUCCCUGCAGACCCAAGCGGUGCAGUGGCCGCUGCUGAGGAUGGGGGAGUCACCAGGAAGCCCUGCAAUCCAUCUCAGCAGCUUCAACAGCCCCCUCCAGCGCCCCACAUUCUGUACCAUCAAGGAAGUAGAGUUGUGCCCUGAGGUCACCUACUGCACUAUUAAAGACCUGGGGCUACAGUGCAGUCCUCCUGCAAGUUCCUCCUUCUGCACCACAAAGGAGCUGUGGGUCCACCAUAAUCCUCUGAACACUUCGUUCAAGUCUUUCUCCAGGAAGCUGACGGUCCCAAACCUCAGCUCCCUGAGGAUGCCUUCGGCUUACAGCCUGGACAGGGGUGUCCGGGCCAUCGGUGAUGUCAGAGUGAAAUAUGCUGGCAACACCUUGUAA
This is a messenger RNA of Opisthocomus hoazin, 1992 nucleotides long. RefSeq names its product glycoprotein Ib platelet subunit alpha (gene GP1BA). NCBI's taxonomy places the organism in Eukaryota, Metazoa, Chordata, Aves, Opisthocomiformes, Opisthocomidae. Gene Ontology annotation, molecular function: protein binding. The record is from RefSeq and is a predicted model, not a curated record. Gene Ontology annotation, cellular component: plasma membrane. Gene Ontology annotation, biological process: long-term memory.